Scophthalmus maximus (turbot) is the source of this 1122-nucleotide messenger RNA. It is a transcript of the gene cenps, whose product is annotated as centromere protein S. Gene Ontology annotation, biological process: replication fork processing; resolution of meiotic recombination intermediates. The record is from RefSeq and is a predicted model, not a curated record. The transcript is spliced from 5 exons. Bases 298 to 657 code for a protein of 119 amino acids. Lineage: Eukaryota; Metazoa; Chordata; Actinopteri; Pleuronectiformes; Scophthalmidae. Gene Ontology annotation, cellular component: Fanconi anaemia nuclear complex; FANCM-MHF complex. Gene Ontology annotation, molecular function: chromatin binding; protein heterodimerization activity.
AUCAGGAAACAAACUCAUGAGUUCCGCGGGAUUUUUGUUUUUCUACAACAAACAGUUUGAGCUGUGCGUCUCUCCCUCCUAGAUGAGUGUUGUUUUCUCAGUCCUACUCGGACUUUGAGAGCUCUCCGCACCUCCCAUCGGCUCCGUCACUUAAUCGCGGUCCUCGUCGUGUAACGACCGUGUGUUUCUGUUCUGUUUUGUUUGGGCGGUUGGUCAGAUUUCCUCACAAGAAAAUGUCAGCUGAUCAAGACGAGACGCGCCAGUGUGAGGCGCCACGUUGACUUCUUCUCUCAUCUGAUGUGGCGUGUUGGAUUUCAGAGGCUGAAGGCAGCGGUGCACUUCACCGUGGGUCGUCUGUGUCAGAAGCUGGGAGAGAACCACCGGAGGGUGUUCAGUCGACAAGCCAUCGCGGCGAUAGCCGAGACGACAUUCAGACAGUGUGAUAUAUUUGCCAAGGACCUGGAGGCAUUUGCAAGGCAUGCCAAAAGAAGCACAGUGUCUACAGAAGAUGUAAAGCUCGUAGCCCGGCGCAGUACUGCAUUGUCCAUCUACAUACAAAAUAAAAGUGAGGAACUGAACCAGGAGCAGAGGGAAUUGAAAAAGAAGAAUACAGGGAAGAGGAAGAGCAGAGACACGGAGGAGGAAAGCAGAGAAUAAAGGACAAGACACAGGCAGACCUGCAGUGUCUCACUUUGAGCUCAACAUUCAAAUAAACAUGAAGGCUGACUAAUACAUGACAGUAAGUUGAGUGUCAUCAAAAGUGCCAGUCAUUCUUUCAAGCAGUAGUUCAAUGUUUCUUCACUAAAUAACUGUUACCUGUUCAGGGACCUGCAGCGUCAGGUUAAAGUGCAUUUGGCACUGGUUUGACGAAGGAAAAUUAUCAUGUAUUAACAAGUUUAUUUUGUUAAUGCAUUGCCAGAAUUUCACUAUUAAGUCUAAAAAUGACUUAAUAAUAAUUUAAUAAAAAAAGACUUGGACCGCAAUUGUCUACCUUGCAUGUUUGUCCUGCGUAAGAAUGUCAAUUUCAUGCCUUUCUACACUCAGGGAAACCUUGACACAGUUAAGACUGUCAGUUAAACUAUCAACAAUGUUCAAGGCCGUCUAAAGAAGACCCCCCCCCCC